This is a messenger RNA of Plasmodium coatneyi, 4290 nucleotides long. Its product is annotated as Vivapain-2. The transcript has 4 exons. NCBI's taxonomy places the organism in Eukaryota, Apicomplexa, Aconoidasida, Haemosporida, Plasmodiidae. The record is from RefSeq and is a predicted model, not a curated record. Bases 1 to 4290 code for a protein of 1429 amino acids. Gene Ontology annotation, cellular component: lysosome. Gene Ontology annotation, molecular function: cysteine-type endopeptidase activity.
AUGGAGUAUCAGAUGGAAUAUGCUUCUAACGAGUCCGCUAAAUCUGAGAAGGAGGCCUUUGUGCAGAACUCGUAUAACCAAGCGAGUGGAAAAGGAAGGAGGAGACUCCUUUACGUUUUGUCCGUAGCGGCCAUAUGCCUUGUGGCGGGGGGUGCAUUUUACUAUACACGCCCGGAAAAGACGAAUGAUGAUAACAACAACGAUGACGUUAUCAUCAACACUCUGUUGAAAAGUCCAGGUGGAAAGAAAUUCAUCGUCUCGAAGCUGACCGAACUGGUUGCGUCAUACGACAGGGAGGACAACCAACAGGAGCAGAAGCCAUCCACAGAGUUGACCACCUUUGAGGACAGAAGCGAAAAGGGUGAAGAGUACUUUAGGAAACGCUUUGGAAAUUUGAAAAAUGGAAAGAGGAUCGAUAUUAACUUUGCGGACUCCAGAUUUUUGAUGACCAAUUUGGAAAAUGUAAACGCCUUCUACCUCUUUAUAAAGGAACAUGGAAAAAAAUACAACACACCAGAGGAAAUGCAACAAAGAUAUUUAGCCUUUGCAGAAAAUUUAGCAAAAAUAAAUGCACACAAUAGUAAGAAAAAUGUUUUGUACAAAAAAGGAAUGAACCAUUUUGGAGAUCUCUCCUUUGAAGAAUUUAAGAAAAAAUAUUUGACCCUAAAAACUUUGGACUUCAAGUCAGGUGGUGUUAAAUCCGCUGGAGAGGUCAGUUAUGAGGACGUAAUUAACAAGUACAAGCCAAAGGAUGCCACGUUCGACCCUGCUAAAUAUGACUGGAGAUUACACAGAGGUGUGUCCCCUGUGAAGGACCAAGGGGAUUGCGGAUCUUGCUGGGCAUUUAGCACAGUAGGAGUGGUAGAAUCACAGUAUUUAAUUAGGAAGAACGAAUUGGUGUCCAUAAGUGAACAACAGAUGGUAGAUUGUUCUACUAAAAAUAAUGGCUGCCAUGGAGGUUUAAUUUCCCUCUCCUUUGAAGACAUGAUCGAAAUGGGAGGACUGUGCUCAAGUGAAGCUUAUCCAUACGUGGCAGAUGUUCCAGAAAUGUGCAAAUAUAACACGUGCGAUAGGAAGUACAAAAUUAAUAACUUUUUGGAAAUUCCUGAAUUCAAAUUUAAAGAGGCCGUUAGGUAUCUUGGACCCAUAAGUGUCAGUGUAGCUGUAAGUGAUGACUUUGCUUUUUACCAGGGGGGUAUAUUUGAUGGGGAAUGUGGUCCUACGACCAACCAUGCCGUCAUCCUUGUCGGUUUUGGAGCUGAAGAGGUUUACGACACUGAUACGAAUACUACAAAAACGCACUAUUACUACAUUAUUAAGAAUUCGUGGGGUACCUCUUGGGGAGAGAGGGGAUUCAUUCGCAUGGAGACAGACAUAAAUGGGUACAGGAAGCCUUGCCUUCGGUGCGCUGAUCGAUACAACACCCAGGACCCCAUCAACACGGAAAAGAAGGCGUUCCUGGGGCAGGGAUACAUGGACAAGACCAUCUUGAAGAAGAAGAAAAACAGCCUCAUCCUUUUGUCCGUCUCGGUCAUCUGCAUAUUUGUGUGCUCCGCAUUUUACUUCACGAGGUCGUCAAGGAGUGAUGGAGGGAUUGACUACGAUAUUACAGACAAAGUGGACGAUGAUUACAUAAUAAAUUUUCUGCUAAAGAGUAAGAAUGGAAAAAAAUUUAUCGCAUCCAAAGUGCAGGAGUUAAUAUCUACGUAUGACAAGGAGAAGGACAACUCCUCCUCUCAGCAUGGAGGCAUAUUUAAGCGCUUUGCAAAGAGGGACAAAUGCACAGGAAAUAAUUGCAGUGUUAGUCCCUAUAGGAAAAAUGCAGCUGAGACGGAGAUAACACCCGAAGCCUACCUAGUCAACCCUUUCAUUGACACAAAAUUUUUGAUGACCAAUUUGGAAAAUGUAAACGCCUUCUAUCUUUUUAUAAAGGAGCAUGGAAAAAAAUACAACACACCAGAGGAAAUGCAACAGAGAUAUUUAGCCUUUGCAGAAAAUUUAGCAAAAAUAAAUGCACACAAUAGUAAGGCAAAUGUUCUAUACAAAAAAAGAAUGAAUCAUUUUGGAGAUCUCUCCUUUGAAGAAUUUAAGAAAAAAUAUUUGACCCUAAAAACUUUGGACUUUAAGUCAGGUGGUAUGAAAUCCUCACGAAUGGUCAGUUACGAUGACAUAAUUCAUAAGUACAAACCGAAAGAUGGCACCUUCGAUUACGUAGAACAUGACUGGAGACAGUUAAACGCUGUAACUCCUGUGAAAGACCAACAGAACUGUGGUGCCUGCUGGGCAUUUAGUACAGUAUCCGUCAUCGAAUCGCAGUACGCAAUUAGAAAAAAAGAGUUAAUCUCCCUCAGUGAACAAGAAAUGGUAGACUGCUCCUUCCAAAACAAUGGCUGUGAUGGAGGCUUCAUCCCCCGUGCGUUCGAGGACAUGAUCGAAAUGGGAGGACUCUGCAAGGAGAAGGAAUAUCCCUAUGUAGAUUUAAUUCCAGAACUUUGCUACAUUGAUAGGUGCCAAAAAAAGUAUAAGGUUACGACCUACGUGGAAGUUCCUCAAGUGCGAUUUAAGGAAGCAAUUAAAUUUUUAGGACCCAUAAGUGUAAGCAUUCAUGCAAAUGAUGACUUUGCUUACUACGAUGGAGGUCUCUUUGAUGGCUCCUGUGGAAUCGCCGCCAACCAUGCCGUCGUCCUUGUUGGUUACGGAAUGGAAGAAAUGUAUGAUGCCAUGAGCAGAGCGUAUGAAAAACGCUACUACUACUGGCUGAGAAAUUCUUGGGGUGAAAAAUGGGGAGAAAAAGGAUACAUGAAGAUUCAAACGGAUGAGUACGGAUUGUUGAAAACUUGCGACCUAGGUGAGCAGGCCUACUACUCGAACGAUAAUUCUCAUAAACCGGAGAAGGAACUUUUUGUGGAGAAAUCGUUUGGUGGUAGAAAUGGCAAGGGGAGGAAGAGCCUCCUAGCAGUUUUGUCUGUGUCCGUAAUAUGCCUCCUAGCUGGCUCUGUAUUUUAUUAUACACGGAUGGGGAAGGGGAAUGAUGUCCCCCUGUACGGGAACACACAUGACGAGACCAGCAGCGAUGAUUUCAUUAUUUCCACUUUGUUGAGAAGCCCCAGUGGGAAAAAGUUCAUUGUGUCCAAGUUGCAAGAAUUGAUAGCUUCAUACGAUGAGGGCAUCAACUCGGGUAGAGCGAAGGAGGAACCAACUGGAGCGCAUAGCACAUCCGUUGCUACGGUCAGCACACCAAAGCAGGGAAACUUAAAGAUGCCCAGAAAAAUUAACAUAAAUUUUGCCGACACAAAAUUUUUGAUGACCAAUUUGGAAAAUGUAAACGCCUUCUAUCUUUUUAUAAAGGAACAUGGAAAAAAAUACAACACACCAGAGGAAAUGCAACAAAGAUAUUUAGCCUUUGCAGAAAAUUUAGCAAAAAUAAAUGCACACAAUAGUAAGGCAAAUGUUCUCUACAAGAAGGGCACGCACCAGUACAGUGACAUAACCUUUGAGGAGUUCAAAAAGACCAUGCUAACUUUACGAUUUGACUUGACUAAGAAAAUUGCCAAUUCACCCCACGUGAGUAAUUACAACGACGUAUUAAAGAAAUACAAACCCGCAGAUGCCGUGGUGGACAAUGAGAAGUAUGACUGGAGAGAACACAACGCAGUGAGCAAAAUUAAAAAUCAGAGCUUAUGUGGUUCGUGUUGGGCCUUUGGAGCUGUAGGGGCUGUGGAAUCCCAAUACGCCAUCCGAAAAAAUCAACACAUAUUGAUAAGUGAACAAGAAUUGGUUGACUGCUCUGACAAAAACUUUGGCUGCUAUGGUGGUUUAGCUUCCUCCGCUUAUGACGACGUGAUUGACUUAGGGUACCUAUGCUCGGAAAGUGAAUAUCCCUACGUUGGAUUCAAACCACGUACAUGUGAAAUCAAGAAAUGCAAAGAAAAAUAUACCAUCAAAAGUUACGUUCAAAUUCCCGAGGACAAAUAUAAAGAGGCUAUCCAGUUCCUUGGACCUCUGACCUUAGGACUGACUGUCGAUGACAACUUUUACGAUUACCAGGAGGGAAUCUUCACUUCCGAUAGCAUAGAUGAACCCAACCAUGAAGUUAUGAUUGUUGGCUAUGGUGUGCAGGAAAUUUUCAACAGCGAAAUAAAUGCUAAUGAGAAACACUACUACUAUAUUAUUAAGAAUUCCUGGGGUACCUCAUGGGGUGAAAAGGGAUUCAUGAGAAUUGAGACGGACGAGUUGGGUUUGAAGAAGAUCAACAACAUGACAGAUGCAUAUGUCCCCCUGCUUGACUAG